Messenger RNA from Nomascus leucogenys (northern white-cheeked gibbon), 2181 nucleotides. RefSeq names its product golgin subfamily A member 2. Gene Ontology annotation, cellular component: Golgi cisterna membrane; Golgi cis cisterna; cis-Golgi network. Gene Ontology annotation, molecular function: protein binding. Lineage: Eukaryota; Metazoa; Chordata; Mammalia; Primates; Hylobatidae. The record is from RefSeq and is a predicted model, not a curated record. Gene Ontology annotation, biological process: Golgi organization; spindle assembly.
AUGUCGUAAGAAACCCUACAGAGAAAAUUGGCGGCUGCAAAGAAAAAGAUAAGAAACUAUCAGUGGAGGAGCAGCCUUGGUGUUCCUACAGGAGCGAAAGAGAAAAUUAAAAAUGGCAGUAACCCUGAGACAACCACUUCUGGUGGUUGCCACUCACCUGGGGAUAUUCAGGACAUUCUGAAUGUCCUGGUGUCUGACCUUAACCCUUCCAGUGGGGUAGCGCUCCCCACAUUGGACAAGUGGAAGAGUUGUACACUGAGCCUAGCCCUAGCCCUUUUAAGGGGCACUGUGUGGAACAGCUCGGGGUCCCCAGAGCUGAACUUCUCACUGUCCACCAUCCAGUUUUCAAGCUGGUGUGAAGCCCUUGAUGCUAACCAGCAGUUACUGCAGGCCAUGGAGGAGCAGGCACAGCUGGAAGCACACCUGGGGCAGGUAGUGGAGGCAUGUAGACAAAUACAGCUGGAAAGUGAUACAUUUGCUGAGAUUCUUAAAGGAGAGAGAGCCACGUGGCAGCAGAGGAUGAAUCAGACCUGUGUGCAGAUGCACUCACUGAGGGAGGAGGAGUGUAUUAUGAAUCGGUUACAGGAGCUAGAGACAAGCUUGGUGGAAUUGAGAAAACAGAUGAGUAAGCCGAGGCUGGGCUGAACUCCCAGCCCUGCAAUCCCCAGCAGGCCCUCUGAGGUGGUGCAGCAGCUACAAGAGGAGGCUGAGCACCUGAGGGAGGAGUUGGAAAGUCUGGCAGGACAGCUCCAAGCCCAGGUACAGGACAAUGAGGGCUUCAGUCACCUGAACCGGGAGCAGGAGGAGAGGCUGCUGGAGCUGGAGUGGGUGGCCGAGCUCUGGGGGAAGCAAGUGGAGGCACGCAGACGAAUCCUGCAGCCCAGAGAUCACACCGCUGUCAGCCGCGCGCUCUCCCAGACCCGUGAGGUCAAGGAACAGCUGGCCGAGCUGCAGAGUGGCUUCAUAAAGCUGGUCUUCCUGCAGGUAGAGAUGGAGAGCCAAGAGGCUCAGAGUCUGCAGCAGCAGAGAGACCAGUCCCUAGGUCCCCUGCAGCAGUACGUGGCCACCUGUCAGCAGCUAAGCUCUGAGAUGGAGGCGCUGCACAGGCAGUUACUGCUGCAGACCCAGCUCAUGGACCAGCUGCAGCAGCAGGAAGCUUAGGGCAAAGCGAUGGCCAAGAUGGCCCACCAAGGGUUGCAGGAGACCCAGGAGCACCUGGAAGCUGCCAGCCAGCAGAACCAGCAGCUACAGGCCCAGCUGAGCCUCAUGACUCUCCCUGGGGAAGGUGCAGGAGACCACUCAGAGGAAGAGGAGGGAGAGAAGGAGAAGGAGGAGGAGGCGCCUUGGCCCAUGCCGAGCAUCCUGCAGGACCUGGAAAGCCAGGAGUCCAUGGUGGCAUUUUUAACAUCAGCUGUAGCCGGUACAGACGGGGAGCAGGCUCGGCUCCGUGGGCAGCUGAAGGAGCAAAGGCUGCGCUGCCGGCACCUGGCUCACCUGCUGGCCUGGGUCCAGAAGCAGCCAGAGGCAGCAGCCCCAGCCCCAGGGACUGGGAUGGAUUCUGUGUGUGGUGAGACCCACCGGGCCCUGCAGGGGGCCAUGGAGGAACUGCAGAGCUGCUUUAUGCAGCUGAUGCAGGAAAAGGUGGACCUGAAGGAGCGGGUGGAGGAGCUGAAACAUCGCUGCAUCCAGCUCUCUGGAGAGACAGACACCAUCAGUGAGACUACACCGCCCUCUCUCAGCCAGGGGGCAGCACUGAAGGAGCAGCACCGAGAGGAGGAGGAGCACAUCCACAGGCUAGCCCAGGACAAGGAGGAGAUGAAGGAGAAGCUGCUGGAGCUGCAGGAGCUGGUGUUGCGGCUUGUGGGCGACAGGAACGAGGGCCAUGGCAGAUUCCUGGCAGCUGCUCAUGAACCAGCUCCAGGGGCCCCAGUCCCCCGGAGCUCAGGGCUGCCGACAAGCAGGGGACAUCUUUGCCAGGUAAGCCUUGCCGGCAGCGUGGAGCCUGCACAAGGAGAAGCUGGGGAGGGUUCUCCCCGCGACAACCCCACUGCACAGCAGAUCAUGCAGCUGUUUGGUGAGAUGCAGAACCCUCAGGAGCGCCCAAGCUUGGGCAACAUCCCCUGCAUUCUGUUUUUCUACCAGGCUGACAAGAACCACGAGGUAAAGAUUAUCCUCAUCUGA